Messenger RNA from Trematomus bernacchii (emerald rockcod), 4197 nucleotides. RefSeq names its product nucleophosmin 1b (gene npm1b). Gene Ontology annotation, molecular function: RNA binding; histone binding; chromatin binding. The record is from RefSeq and is a predicted model, not a curated record. Gene Ontology annotation, biological process: ribosomal large subunit export from nucleus; ribosomal large subunit biogenesis; ribosomal small subunit export from nucleus. NCBI's taxonomy places the organism in Eukaryota, Metazoa, Chordata, Actinopteri, Perciformes, Nototheniidae. The transcript is spliced from 11 exons. The coding region runs from base 33 to 911 and encodes 292 amino acids. Gene Ontology annotation, cellular component: nucleolus; ribonucleoprotein complex; nucleoplasm.
GAUUACGGAAGUGUAGCCCACCCACUACAAAGAUGGAGGACGAUAUCUCAAAUUUGAGCAGACCUCAGAUGUAUUUGUUUGGUUGUACCCUCAAAUCCGACAAACGGGAGUUCAGAGUUGACGUAGACGACGAUGAUACGGAGCAGCAGCUGUCACUCAAAGCAGUGUGUCUGGGGGCUGAGGCUGAGGAUAAGUUCCACAUGGUGGAAGUGGAGGGUCUCACCUAUGAUGGGAAAUCAACCAAAGUCCCACUGGUUGCCCUGAAACCGUCCGUCAUGCCCUCUAUGACUUUAGGAGGAUUUGAAAUCACGCCUCCAGUCACCUUCCGUCUCCAGUCUGGCUCUGGACCAGUUCACAUCAGCGGGCAGCAUUUUGUUAGUGUGAAGGAUUCAGACGAUGAAGAAGAGGAGAACAACUCGUCACCUGUGAAGCGGCCUGCAAGCCUGAUGUCGGGGAAGAAGCCUCCUUUGAAAAAACUGAAGAUGGAUUCGGACGACGAUGACGACAGCGACGAUGACGAUGAAGACGAUGACAGCGAUGAAAAUGAUGUGACGCCUCAAAAGAAUGUUGGAAAAGAGCUCAAAAAAAGUCCAGGGUUUUCAGCAAAGAAGCCCAACAAGACUCCGGUGAAACAAAACGGCCCCUCAGGAAAACCAUCAGGAUCAGGGAUCAAACCUCAAGUUAAGACACCUGCCCCAGGAAAAGACAAACCCCAGGCUGGCCCGUCUAAAUCUCCCUCUCUGACUGAGAUUAAGAGCAAGUUGUCAACCGCCGCCAAGGAGGGGAAACCACUACCGAAGACCGAGCAGAAGUUUGAAAAUUACUUGAAGAGUUGUUUUAAAAUCGCAGACCAAAAGGUGGUCAAGGACCUUUGGAGUUUUGUAAAAACACUGAAGAUUGAAAAGAAGUAACAAACGUUGUUCUCUUGAAGCAUUUGUAUGUGUUGCCUCCUGCAAGACAUUUAAAGGCACAGUCUGCGACAUUUCCUCUUCGGCCUUAUUAAGUGUUACUGAAAAAGGGGUAACGCCGUUUGUGAUUCAGGGGUCAUUUCCAGUAGUUUAGAUGUGAAGCACCUUUUUGGAGCUAGUUCAUAACUCACAAACUCGCUCAUUCAUGUUUAUCAGACAAGCUGUCCACUUCAUCGCAAUCUGCACCACCUAUAGGCAAGGAAAGGAACUGCACACGCCUUUUUAAAGAAGUGGCACGUGAAUGUUGCUCAACAUGCUGCAAUUAUUCAUAUUUGCGCCGCCUGCAUGUAAUAACUGUUGCACAUGCAUGAUUUUAUUAAUGCAAUAAAUAACAACGUCAUUCAGAGCCAAAGAUCAAAUCUGGUCAACUAGGUCAUUUGUUCAGGCACUUGUUCACCAAACAGAAUAUCUCUAACCAAAAGGAGCGGCCAAAGACAUCGAAUCUGAUGCUUUUGCACCUAGAUGCAGCAACGAUUGUCGAUGUGCAGCUAUAGAAAUGAAAGCGAUUACACAAAGUGAAACUGUCAAACUACACAGGCUGUUCCUUUCCUUUCCUUUCCUGUAGAAAGUGAGAUGACGUCAUAUUUCUUCAUGUAUAGAGGACGCAUGUUGCAGACUGCUUCUGCUGCUGCUUUCAGGUGCUUUGCGUCCAUGACACUUGUUAAGUGUGUCCUUGUUGUUAAGUCAACAAUGCAAUAGGAGAUAUUGCAGAAUGUGCCUUUAAAUAUCUGUACUGUUAACUGAGAUACAUCAGAGUCAGAUUAAAUGGGAAUUAAAGCAGCAGUAUACACAAGGAUGGUCAAGACAGCUGAUGCAGAGGGACUGACGAUGUUUGACUUUUUAAAGUGUUUUGUUAUCUUAGCUUCUGUCAGGCUUAAAGAAACACAUUUAGCUUGCAAAACGUGCUUGAAGAUUGUAUUUUUCAUUUGUGCGGUAUAAUUGCUUUAUACAUAUUGUUUUAAAACAUGUAUUGGAGUAAGAUGAGUCCAUUUUAUUUUUAAAUUGUCUUAUAGUUUGGUCAUUACUGCAGCUAAACACGCAUUAACGUUUUUUUACACCACCAAGGGGUUACCUAUUUCUUUCCUGCAGCGAAGAUUUACUGUUUAAAAUCAUUUCACUGAAUCUCAAUAUCAAACCUUAAGAUUCAUAUACAUUAAUGAAUGUGUACUUUACUAGUGUUACAUAUAUUAUCACGUUAAUCUGUUCAGUAAACAAGAAAUAGUUUAUUUGUGUUUUUACGGAGACAUUUCUGGAUGAGGGUCUGUCGUUUGUUUUUUACUUUCAAUUCAAAUGUAAUUCUGGUUAAAUUAGUCUGAACUUGCACACCUUUUUUCAAAUGGCCUUGUUUAAGUAGAAAUUCAUAUGAAUCCCCUUACCUUCUGUGAUAACCUGAGAGGGUUUUUAUUGACCAUGAUAUUAUAAAAUCAUCUGUAGCGAAAAAACCAGGACACAAAGCAUUCUUGAUAAUAUUAUGAGCUCUAUAAAAGCAACACAGCUGCCCUGACUUAAACCCCUUUUCUUUAAAGUAAUAUACAUUAAAUACAAAAAGGCAAAUAGAUUUGUUAACGAGCUCCAGGAGUAUAUUUACGAUGUGCUAAUCACACCUCUUCAGUGCAUUUGAAUGAACUGGUUACAAGCCUAUGAAGACAGAUUAUCUUAUUUAUUACAACAUAAUCAUAAGGUAUAGAUCAGAAAAUAACAGUAACAUCACGUCACAUUUACAGAAAACGCUGUAAAGAAAACUCAACCCCAUAAUUGUUCACACUCUUCUAUAUCAGUGCCCUGAUGAGCAUACAUCGCCCCGUGCUUAUGUGUUUAUGGUCCUGUAUAAUGGGUUUUAUGAGACAAAUGUUGGCAGCAGGAGACCAUCGCCAACCAAUUAAAUCGCUCGGUUCAACCCUCUGAUUCUCUGUAAAGGAUAUUUCAAAUUCCUUAGCUGUAAACGUUAAUUCUUCUUUAAAGGUGGGGUAGGUCAUUUUGGAGAAACCAGCUUGAGUGCGCUAGAAUUAGAAAAUACACAGCCGGAACAAAUCUGCCACUUCCUUACAGAGCCCCUCCUCCAACACGCACGAACGCGCACAUGACCAAUGAGGGCACAAGAUAAGUUUGUGCACAGAUGGAAGGCUGACAGGCAGGUAGGCCAUCCAGUUAUUUUAGCCGGGCCGGCUCAAAUGAUUGGUCGUGCUUUUUACAGUACUACAGCUUCCACAGAUGACAUUUUUUAAUGGAUUUUUUGUCAAAGCACUUAAGAUAUUCAUUGCUAUCGGGAUGUUAAGAGCAUUCCAUGGAAUAUAACAAAAAGUGUAUCUCGAGCCGGUUUCUCAAACUUACCUACCCCACCUUUAAAGUCGCCUGUAUAAUGUUCUUUAAUAUCAGAAUUUGAAUAUCGAUAAUAUCUUUUAAUAGGAGCAAGAUGCCAUCCCCAGGAUUCAUUGAUUGUAUUAACUUCUUCCCUUCUAUCAAACUAAACAGACUUCUUCCUGUAAAUAAAUUAUUAGUUCUGUUAUUUACUAGUACGGCAGCUAAACAGAUAUAUUUGUAUGUGUAUGAUUAAUCCGCCCUUUGCUAAUAGCUUGUUUUGUAGCUUGGAUCUGUUUUCAUGGUCUUCAUUUGAAAUGUGUUUUAGUUAGGUGUGAAAGUGUUGAAUAUAAUUUUAAAACCGUCUUUGUGGGUAAACAUGUUGUUUGUUUUUCUUUCAUUUUAAUCCUACUGUUUACUUUCUUUUGAUUAUGUAAUUUGAAAGCCAUCGCCUAAAUGUGUAGUAGGAAAAAGAGAUUGUAGUCUGUCUUGAUAACCUGAUGUGUUAAGGGUUUUAUUUUAGUAAUAACAUUUGUUUUACAAAAAUACAAUUGACAUUUUCUGGAUUAUGACUAGUAGAUAGUAUCUACCGUAGCAUCAGAAUAAAGUAAUUCUGAUAUAUUAUUUAUAAUGUCUUUGACCCCUCUGUUUUGCCCUCUGUUGAACAUCUGCGUCGCGAGAGAUAUGUCAAUGCAAAUUAAAUUAAAUUGUCAUACACUGUAAUAUUGGUAUGAUUAGAUGAUGUUUAAAGUGUUGAAAGAAGUGCAUUUUGUCCGUUUAGUCAAAUUGUUUUGAUUAGUUUAUGCAUGAAUGCUCCUGGUGGAUAUUCAUAUAUGUGAGACAUAUCCAUCCAUUUCCUUCUUUUUAUUUACCUGAAUAAAGUGAAUUCCAGUUGCUUUUGAGUCCAACAUUUUGAAACUGGUAUGAAAAA